Molecule: messenger RNA, 2981 nt
Organism: Paramecium pentaurelia
Lineage: Eukaryota; Ciliophora; Oligohymenophorea; Peniculida; Parameciidae
Source: the annotation of a GenBank genome assembly
AUGGAUCUGGCUCUCCAAUUAAGCUAGAUGAAAUUUAUUAAAGGAAAUGACUUUCGUAAGAAUUUAGUUGAUAAUGGACAUUUAGGAUAAGGUAAUAGCAGAGUGUAUAGUGUCUUGGUAAAUGGAAAGAAGUAUGCCCUUAAGGUAAGAGAUUUCUUGUAUUAAGUAAGUCAUAAUCAAUUAGUGUAACAUUGAAAAUGAAAUCAAAAUCAUGUAAUAAUUGUCUCCUUCAGAAUAUGUGAUUAAUUUGAUUGAUUUCAUGAUACUAGAAACUGUUUCAGCAGAUAAAUAUGCUUAAAGCUAAUAAUUUGCAUAUUUACUAAUGGAAAAAGGAUAACAAAAUUUGGAUUCCUAUAUUAAAAAUAGAAAGCAUUUCUUAGACAUAGAGGAAUUGCAUAAAAUUUUAGAAUAUCUUAUAAACAUUUUUGAACAUUUGUAACAAAAGAAUAUUGCUCAUAGAGAUAUAAAAUUAGAAAACUUAUUGAUAAUGGAGCCAUUUUAAAUAAAAGCAUGUGAUGUAGGAUGUAGUACAUAGAUUGAAACAAUAUAGACUAUUAGUGUGGUGGGUACUAAAUCAUAUUUAGCUCCAGAAUUAUUGAAUGCAGAAACAUCUAAACUUAAACAUAAUCCAUUUAAAAGUGAUGUUUAUUCACUAGGUUUAUGUUUUUUAUAUUUAGUGACACUUCAAUAUUGGAAUUUUAGAUAGAAGAUUAAUUCAUAAAUUGAAGAAGAAAUAAUAACAGAUUAUAUGAGACAUGUUAAACGUAUUACUGAAUCAGAUUAAAUUAUUUUAACUAUUUUAAAGAAAAUGUUGUAGAUUAAUCCAAAUGAUCGUCCUGAUUUUAUUGAAUUAAAAACUAUUUUCUAAUAAUUGAAAGAAAAUCAAUUCUAAUAAUAAUUAGUAUUAUCAAAAGGUACAACAAUAGAAUCAUUUGAAUCUCCAAAAAAGGCUAUUACAUAAUUUGAUUAUCUUUCUCCUGAUGUUAUAUCAAAUAGAGGUCGUAACACAGGAUCAAACUAUUAUUAAUAGGAAAGAUAGAAAUCUGCUAAAUAAAUUUAACUCAAUCUAAGCAAUCAAAAAAAAUAGAAAUCAUCUACAAAUUUAUUAGUUGAUACUAAUAAAAAAAGAUAAGCAUCAAGAUCUCCAAAUAGAUCUUCACCAUCUAAUAUAUAAACAAAGGAAACUUAAUUUAGUAAUAAACCACCAUCUGGUAAUCCAUUAAAACUUCCUUAAUCAACUAAGGCUAGAUCAAUUAAAACUCCAUCAUCACCUAGUCAUAGUUCAUCAAAUUUAUAACAUAGAUAAUAAUGGCAAUAAUCUAAAUUUUAUCAUUCAGUAGUAGAAUCUAAAAGAAUUCAUCCAGAAAGUUUUUCUUAGACAAUGCCUUCAAUCUAAAUGAUGGGUCCUGAAGACUUUAAACCUACAGAUGACUUACUUAAUUGUAGUUACAGUGAAGUUGCUGUACUUUAUUAAUUUCAUAGUUACAUUAGUUUAUAUUAAAAUAACCAAAAUCAUCAUUAAACUAAAUGUUAAUUACCUAACAAAUGUAAAACCCUUUUAUUAAAAUUAAAUAAUUAAACACCUGAAUUAAUAUUAUCACCUUAAAAUGAUAUUCAAAUUCUCAUUCUGGAAUUAAUAGAAGAUUCAAAUCAUAAUACUAAUUAUAAAUGGUCAGAUAAUUUAAGUAAUAUGUAAUUUCCUUGCAUAACACAAUUAGAUAUUUUAGUUUAUAAUAAAAGUUCUUAAGUAAAUAAUAUAAUCUAAUUCUUAACUAAAGUAUAACACAUACCUAAAAUAAGUAUGACAAUAGGAACAGAGAUGUCUGAAUAAGAUCAUAGAACAAUUAUGUGGAAAUUAAGUAAAUAUAAUUGUAUAUCUUUUGAAUUUAAAAUACCAAGAAUUAAAUUAAAUUAUACAUAAACAUCAUAACUUUGGUCAUUUAAUUAAUCAUCCUUAGAAGAACUUAGUUUAGAUUAUGAAGAUUGUGGAUUAUAAUAAGCUUUUUCUUUAUUAGUAGCAUCUUUAAGAACUGUUGAUUUAAAAAAGUUUUAAUUUAAUUUAACUAAAUUAUAAUCUAAAAAUUCAGAAGUUAGUUUAUUUUUAGAGUAUUUAGGUUCAAAAUAAAGUCUAAAAGAUCUUGUAUUGAUUAUGGAUUAUAUAACUAAUUAUGAUAAAAUGGUUUAAGAGAAACUUAAAAAUAAUAUUGGAAAAUUAAAAAAUUUAGAAAGACUCUAAUUAUCUUUAAUUGGUAAUAAUAUUAAUUAUGAUUUUUUUGAGAAACUUUUUAAUCAAUUUGAAUAACUCACUCUUCUCAAAUUUAUUGUUUUAAGUUUUGAUAGAAUAUUUGAAAAAGAAAAAAUAAAAUAACUUUAAAAGAAAUAUUUAUUCUUAUCAUAAUUUACAUUAUAAUUUUAUGGAACUAAUACUGCAUUAACUAUAAUUAUGCAUAAUAAUGGAUUAUAAAAAUUAUAAGAUUAUGGUAUCACUAAAUGUAAUUAAGGUAAAUAAAUUAAAUUAAGUAAAAUGUAUUAUUGUAUCAAAUGUUCAAAAAUUCAUUCUUUCUUCCUUAAUCAUUUAUUUUAAAUAUGUAGCACAUGUGUAACAUAAUGUCAUUCUAAAUGUGAAAAUACAUUUAAUUAUAAUGAAACAAUAACUCAUGGAUCUGAUUCUCUAGUAUAGAGUUAAAUUAAUCUAAAUGAAAUUAGAAAAAAUCAUACAUUUAUUGAAUCUUUUAAUUCAAAUGAUCAUCGAUGUUAUUGUCAUUUAUUAGGAACAUGUACACAAUCAAUUCCAAAUAGAGAUCGAAAUAAAAAUUAAAUACAAUUCAAGUAAUUUAUUAUUAUUUAAAAAUCAUAGUUGUAAGACUUGCAAGAAAACAUUAUGCCGUUUAUGCUCUUAAGAUUGUCAUCAAUAACAUUAAACUAAGGAGUUAUAUAUUAACAAGUUUGUAUGUCAAUGUGAAUGUGAUAAACAUGUCUGA